This is a messenger RNA of Oryzias melastigma (Indian medaka), 2118 nucleotides long. Its product is annotated as N-acetyllactosaminide alpha-1,3-galactosyltransferase. Gene Ontology annotation, cellular component: vesicle; membrane; Golgi apparatus. Gene Ontology annotation, molecular function: hexosyltransferase activity. Gene Ontology annotation, biological process: carbohydrate metabolic process. NCBI's taxonomy places the organism in Eukaryota, Metazoa, Chordata, Actinopteri, Beloniformes, Adrianichthyidae. The record is from RefSeq and is a predicted model, not a curated record.
UUGAAUCGGAGGACACAUGCUCACAGACAAAGACAGUCAUGGAGAACGAGGUUGAUUCUAGGUAAUCCUGCUGUUAUAGAAACCAGUUUUCUGUUGGACUUCACCUCAGGUUCUAGAAAAAUCCAGAGUCCGUGCUCAUCAAAUAAAAAGAGAAGCAAUGAGGCAAAAGAUUUCUGCAGUAAUUUGCAGCAGCAUAUUGCUUGCUUUUGGUUUCAUAGCUCUUCGUGUAAGUUCUAGAUAUUCUUCUAAUGUUUCCUUUCUGCAAAACCUACCAGAGUUAAGUCCAGGAACACUGAGACCCACGGUUUCUUUGGAUGACACACUCAACUAUGAGGCCAGACAAGAUGUUCCGACCCGCACUUCAUGGAAUGCUCCCAUAAUCUGGGAAUUAAUGUUUGACCCUGAUUUUUAUGACAAGAAACACAAAGAGGCAAAAACAACUGUGGCUCUAACUGUGUUUGCAGUAGGAAGUGGAUCAGGAAUUUAAAGAGCGCUUCGGCUCUGAAGCUCUUGGGGAGUCUGUGGCUGUGCUGCACAUCUACUACUACAAACUUCCAAAAGAGCAGUACACUUACGAUCGAAACCCCAAAUCCAAAGCCUACAUGGAAAAAGGAGAUUACUAUUACCAUGCGGCCGUCUUUGGAGGUUCGUGUGAUAAGGUUAAAGCUUUGGCAGAUUAUUGCUAUCUGAACAUAAUGGAGGACAAAUUGAACAGCGUUGAAGCUUUGUGGCACGAUGAAAGUCAUCUGAACAAGUAUUUCUGGCUCAACAAACCCAGCAAAAUACUUUCUUCUGAGUAUUGCUUCGACCCACUGAUUCAUUACAAGACAGAAGUCCACGUUACUCGUUUAGUAUGGCUGCCUAAACAAUAUUCAAAACUUCGGACUUAGGGCAUAUAUUUAAGGAAGGUUGAGGACAAGAUCAAAUGAUGUACGUUGAAUUUCUGGGCAAGAUGACAAAAAAGAUGCAUGAAUACUUACAUUAGGAUAAACAUAGUAGGAGAUGGGUCACAUGUUUAAAAAAUGUGUAAAUAAUCAGAAUAGGUUAGUAGUUUGCGACCUUACUCUCUUUUACCCUUGAUAGUGGAGUUCUAGUUAAAAGGUUUAAAAUUUUAACAGUAUUUUUUUUGCAGGUGCAUCAAAUAUGUGAAAUCUAAUUCAACGCAUUUACCAACAGUUGAAGCAUACAGUACGAAUCACUCCACCUGGCUCUUGACUUUAUUUCCCAUAAUCCUCCAACAAUCUAUCAAGUGAUGUUGCUUUUUAGUUUACCAAAGUCGUACUAAAACAUUUGACAGAUUUGGGAGCAUCGUGUAUCACAAAAGAUCAAUGAAAGAUUGUUAAGUACAGCCAGAUUUCAUACAAAUUCAAGGUUUUAAAUGUGCCUUAUGGUCCAUAAAAAUAUGGUACUGGUGUCUUUUAUUUUGAAAGGAGCUCAAAUGAACCACUGCUGAAAUUUAUAGACUAUUUCAUACUUGGAAAAGAAUUGGAAACUUUUUUCUUCAUGUUUAUGUUUUAUUUAUUACAAAAAUAAAAAAAAUAAAUACAAAUCUGAAUGGCACUUUAAAGUGUUGAAGGUUGCAGAUACAUGAACUAGGUGAUGCUAGUUGAUUUUCAGGGAAAAGUUCUAUUUGUUUUCUGCGAUCAAUGACUUUUUUUAGCAUUUUUUCUUUCAAAUAUGCCUUAUUUCUGUUUAUUAUAUUUCUGGUUUAAUAUUGUAAUGUUUAAUAGAGCUUUAUGUUUAAGAUUUCAGUCCUUUACUCUGUUUCAUCACUGUGAAAUUGAAAUGACUUUUAGGACUUAAGUGCUCAGUUUAAAUGUAUACAUACAUAUAUAGAAGAUACUGUUUUUGCGAUGCUGAACAAUAGCAUUUUUUUUUGGAAGUUUGCUCUUAAACAAAGACAAAAGUCUUUUAUAUGGAGGAUUAGCUAGCUUACAAGUGUAUUGGUAAAGCUAAUACGCAAGAGACAAAACUAAUGUUAGCUAGCAACCACAAACCAGUUGUUUUGGCCAAUUGAAUUAGCCUGUUUAGUGUUGGUUUAAGUUUUGCAAAUGGGAAAUGAUGUGUCUACCCUCGAAGGGUGAAGGGAAAGCUGAAUAACAGUGAAUACCCCUUUGA